Thecamonas trahens ATCC 50062 is the source of this 1546-nucleotide messenger RNA. RefSeq lists its product as uncharacterized. NCBI's taxonomy places the organism in Eukaryota, Apusomonadida, Apusomonadidae. The record is from RefSeq and is a predicted model, not a curated record. The transcript has a single exon. Bases 62 to 1441 code for a protein of 459 amino acids.
CCCCACCCACACACACACACACAUAGUAUCUCUUUAACAGACAAACGCUUGGCGGAUAAGGAUGCGUGUGGCACCGGAGUACUCUCCGCAGGAUGAUGACUGUGGGAGGAUGGGUGGCCGGACGGGUUCUGUCGCGGGCGAUAACGAUUCGGGUGACGUUCCGAGUGGACUGCCACCUGCCUAUGGCAGCCAUGAUGGCGAUGGAUAUGCGGAUAGCGGAGGAAUGGCACCGGUGCGGGCGGCGCCCAAGAUGAAUGCAUCGAGUCGGAGGAAGAGGAGGGAAGGGCGACAGAGUGGAGAGAUGCACAAGAUCCCGCCGAGGAGGCUGAGGAAGCGCUACGUGGACGACGAGGGGACGGUAGUCAAUCCGCAGCUGGUGCUUGCGGCGGCCGAGGCCAAGAUCUUGCCGCCGCGGUUGUGGAACUACUUUCUCCGCGAGCACCUUGCGCUUGCUGUCCUCUUCCCGGAGCCGCUGUACUCGACCCAGGCUCGAGUGCUGUCACGGAAGGGACGGAUCUUCAUGCUCGCCUUUGUCUUUCUCGCCGCCUUUGCCGGAGCCAUGGUGUAUCAGAUGAUGACCCGCGACCUGGUCUCGUGCUCUGCAGCGGCGUACUGCCUUGCGAAUUGUCGCCGCGACCACUCGCUGGCGGGAAGCCACGCCGAUGCGUGCCUCCCGACCCCGUGGGACGCGCAGUACUCGAGCGAUCACUCGUACGAGCUCUUUGGCUAUCCGCCGCACUCGUCGGCGACGGCGCCGUCUGUGGCGGAUCCGAUGGCCUUUACUUGGUGCGGAUCGGGCGAGUUGGACCCGCCUGUCUGCGUGCCGUACUGCUACAACGGCAACUCGGUUGGCGACGACAACCGGCCGCGGUGCGAUAGUCUCGACGACCCGGACAAGGCCUCGUGGCUCCUCUGCGUCUCGCCGACUUCCAUCUCCAAGUGCACCAAGAACGGAAACGCCAAUGAUCCGACGCAGACUGAGUUCCAGCACCUCUCCAACUCGAUGGCGUCAGACGAUACCGAGUCGACCUCGCUCGCCGGGCGGAUUCUUGUCUACUGCCUGGUUGCGCUUGCGGUCUUCUUCAUCACCUCGACGGUCAAGCGCAUUGUGUCGUUUGUGACGAAAAAGGGCCGCGGCUGCUGCGUGGCCUUUGUGGUCAAGUUUCUCGGGUACAUCAUCAUUGCCGCCUGCGUCAUCAUCAUUGUUGUCCUCGCCAUCCUCUUCCACGCGCAGGCCAAAUCGGGCGGCGGCGACUCUUUCUGGUCGGCUGUCGCCCUCUUCUCGACCUCGUUCUUCGUCUCGCUCGGCCUCGACUUUGUCAAGCUCACAAUCUUUUACUUUGUUUGGCCCAAGCGGCGGUCGGCGUACUACCGCGCGUACUUUGACGAGCUUGUUGUGCUCGCUCGUGAGUGGGACCUGCCGUACGGCGCGAGCGCGUAGGCGGCCAUGGCACUAUUACAGCAGCGGCGCGACCAGAUGUGCCGAGGUUAGGUGGUCUGCCGGCGCGUCGACCGCCGGCAGAGGGUAAAGACGUCGGCGAGUGCA